This is a messenger RNA of Dendronephthya gigantea, 7069 nucleotides long. RefSeq names its product NFX1-type zinc finger-containing protein 1-like. The transcript is spliced from 5 exons. The record is from RefSeq and is a predicted model, not a curated record. Gene Ontology annotation, cellular component: nuclear RNA-directed RNA polymerase complex; nucleus. Gene Ontology annotation, molecular function: zinc ion binding; helicase activity. NCBI's taxonomy places the organism in Eukaryota, Metazoa, Cnidaria, Anthozoa, Malacalcyonacea, Nephtheidae. Bases 369 to 6074 code for a protein of 1901 amino acids. Gene Ontology annotation, biological process: regulatory ncRNA-mediated heterochromatin formation.
UGCGGUUUCAUAUUUUGGUUUUUUAUGUUUUCUUCGAAUCAUCCUUCUUCGAACUAGUUUUGACUAAUUUCUUUGACCACAAUAUACUGAAUAUAGGCUUUUGUAAAUGGUCUGAUUUUCGUGGAUAUAUCUCGUGGUAUAUGUUUAACGCCAAGGCAACGAUGUAUAAUGUAUUUUGUAUUGAAUUGAUGUAUUCAAUAUUAUAUUGAAUCGUUGAGUGCUUCAAAGUUUAAUCAUAUUUCACAUCAUCAUAAUCACAUCAAACUGGCGUGGAAGUGAUGCAAAGCCGAAGGCAGUAAAGGGCUAGCUUUUUCAAAUUGUGCGAUGUAGUCUCGUUUUUUCCAUUACCAAAUUGAGCUGUCCAAAUUAUGUCGAAAAAUUUGAAGAAAGGAAGGAAGAGAAAGUCGUUGGACAGACACGUGUUCUCUACUUCAUCGUCAACAAACGAUUCAUUUGUUAACCGCCCUUCGCCAGAAAACAGAGAAUCGUGUAAUAUUCUGAAAAGAAAAAGAACUCGCGACGGUAAAGAUCAUCUUAGCAAACGAAUAUGCAAUAAUAAUAAUAGAAUAUCUAUACCAUCUCAAAAUUCCAUCUCGACUGGUAUACCUCACGAACAACGAAACGUUUCGGGUCAACAUGACAAUAAAUCUGGAGGAUUUGCGCAAAAACAGUGCCUUGACCAAAAAGUAAAACGUCAUAUGGGUCAAAAUGUUUUGACAAGCCAGGAACGUGGUCGUAACCGUAAUACUGUACCGAAAACGUCAAAAAUCGGGGAGAGCAUGAGCCAAAAUUUUAAAUGUCCAAAUCGUGCAAAUACAGCAACACCUCCUAUACCUAUGAGUUAUACAUGUCUUAAAAAAAUUGAUGAUGAGGUUUCUCCUGAAAAUGCAUCUUUACGAUUGUGUGAACAUGCGCAACUUCAACGUUUCGAAGCAUUGUUGCAAGAAAACGAGAUAAGAUAUGAUCUUAUGAAAUUAAUUAUAUCUGUGUUCGACAAAGUUUCUCGCUCAAGAAUACCAAGUCAUUUGCACACGAUUCUUGGUAUUUUAAACAAGGUGAGAUUCUGGGCCACUCUUUGCGAAUUCAUUUCUGAGCUGGAGACUAAAAAAGAGUGCUUAUCAGACCCACAGGUAGCUACUAUCCUUAAACACCUUUGUACGUUUGUCAAUGUCUCAUUAGAACGUUUACCUUCUCUUUACUCCCGCAUUCCCAUCCAUCAAUUACAAAGUGCCGUGACAUUUUUUGAAGAAACCAUGGACGAACCUAUGGACGCAGUUAUUGGUAGUCUUUUGGUAGAUAUUGUUGGAAAAUGUGAACGUGAAAAAGAGAGAAUCCGAGAAAAAGGACAGUUGCAAGCUGAGCCACCAGAUAAUUUUCGAACAUUAAGUGUAUUUCCAACAGAAGAAGAUAUUUUCAAUCGAGGAAAACCCUUCCUAAGGGAAAACAUUGUUAAAAAGCCUUUCUCAAGUGUUGAUCAGUACCUGGAUAUUCACUUUCGUCUUUUGAAGGAGGAUUCUGUAGCAGGGCUACGUAACGGAAUUCGGAAUCUCAAGAGAAACUCCAAAAAACUAGAAUAUGGCCAAACAGCACUAGCUAAGUUGUCUAAAUCUCAGAAUGUCAGACAACAAAAUGACGUAAUGGUAUAUAAUGACGUCACGAUUAUCGACCAAGUGCUUGCCACGAAUCGCCGGAAUUUUACCAAAGGCAUUGUCUAUAACGUUUCAUUUGAUUCCAAGCAUUCGAGUAUCAAACGUAUAAACUGGGUACGAUCAAAGCGUCUUUUGUUCGGUUCACUUGUAUGUUUGAUAACGACUGAUUUCAAAACAGUUCAUUUUGCUACAGUGCACGACCGCAAACCUGACAUGCUCAAAGAAGGUAACAUUCAGUUACGUUUUGAAGGAAAUACAUGUCCAGAUGAUAUGGGGGAGAAGUACCGCAUGGUCGAAAGCAGUUCAGCAUAUUUUGUCGCGUAUCGUCAUAUUCUUGAACGACUUCAACAAAUUAAAGAAGAAACGAUGCCAUUCAAAUCCUAUAUUGUCUUGUGUGGACACGAAAUUGACAAGCCUGCUUACUUUAAGGUAAAAUCGAACGAAGGUAUUCCAAAGACGAUUAACUUGGAAUCAGUUAAAUCGGGGAAGGUACCCGACAAUGACGAGAUAUCACGUGUCGACCAUGUUUCUCCAUACGACCUGACCACGUGGCCAGAUGGGAAUGUUAUUGGUUUGAAUGAGUCCCAAUAUAAAGCGUUCCAAUUUGCAAUACAACGAGAAUUUGCCGUUAUUCAGGGACCACCGGGUACCGGUAAGACAUAUCUGGGACUGAAAAUUGCUCACACUCUUCUGGCUAAUAAUCACCUGUGGGAAGAAGCGGAUGAUAAGAAGUCAUGUCCGAUCCUUAUGUUGGCCUACACUAACCACGCUUUAGAUUCAUUCUUAGAAGGAAUUGCCAUUGAUCGAAAAGAUAUCGUUCGUGUUGGGGGACGCAGCUCAAGCCUUGCACUGAAAGAAUGCAACAUUAGUGCGGUGAGAAAAGAGCGACAAAAGACAUCAUAUGAAAGAGGUGUGAGACGUUCACGGGGGCAAAGAAUGAGAAGAUUUCGUGAAGUUGAAGAAGAAAAGAAUGCGUGUCAAGCAGUAUUAAAUAGGGAUACUGAGGUUUACACCAAGUCAUUUAAGGGAAUUCUUCCGGCUAAAGAAUUUGCUAGGUUUAUGCAAAAGGAACACCUGGAAUACCUCACAGAAAGCAAAGAUAUGCUCAAAUUUCUUGGAGUUUCCCUUAAUUUUAAAGCCGAGGAAGAUGAAAAUAUGUUAGCAGAUGAAGAGCAAGAUUAUGAGGAUUUUAACGGGCAUGAGCUGGAAGGCCAUUUCUACCUAGGACAUUUUGAGGAAAUUGAAACACAAGAGUCCAAGACUUCCAUAUUGAUUUGCUUUGCAGAAGAGACACUCAAACCUGAGGGAAUAUUAGAACUACUAAAAAGCGAUUUAGAUGAACUCCACCUUGAAAGAGCUGAAGAGCUUAACGAGAGAAUAGACGCCGCAGAACUUUUGUUCUUAAAUGUCGAACAGGCACGGUUACUGUACUUACUUUGGUUGACACGACUUCGUCAUUAUUUGCGGGUUAAAAUAAAAGAGAAGCAAACAGAAUAUCUGAAUCUUAGUAAUGAGUAUGAAGAACUACGCAAUAUCGAAGAUCUUGAUAUAAUUCGAAGUUCCCGAGUUGUUGGCAUGACAACAACAUGUGCAGCAAGAAAUCAUAAACUUCUUCAACAACUUCGUCCUCGAGUUGUAAUCAUUGAAGAAGCAGCAGAAGUGUUUGAAGCCCACAUCAUCAGUUGUUUAACAGAGUUCUGUGGACAUUUAAUUCUUAUCGGAGAUCAUCAACAGCUACGUCCAAACCCAAGUGUCUACAAUUUAAGUGUAAAUUACAGCCUUGAUGUAUCUUUAUUGGAAAGAAUGAUAGAAGCAGGUGUGCCCUAUAAUCGUUUGUCCGUGCAACACAGAAUGCGGCCUGAAAUUUCUAAAAUGCUUCGUCACAUCUAUGAUGGGCUUGAAGACCAUUCGUCUGUUACUGAGUACGAGAAUAUUCGAGGUGUUAGCAAAAACUUGUUUUUUAUUGAUCAUGAUGUCCAGGAAAGUGUCCACGACAAUGUUCAUAGUAAAGUCAACCAGCAUGAGGCAGAAUUUCUUGUUGAACUUUGUUUAUAUCUUAAGCGGCAAUGCUACGAAUCAUCGCGGAUUACGAUUUUGACAACGUAUACGGGUCAGAUGUUUGUCAUAAGAGAUAUCAUAAGGAGCAAAAAAGAUGAAUUUCAAGACGAUUUACCUCGAGUUUCCAGUGUAGAUAAUUUCCAAGGAGAAGAAAAUGAUAUCGUCUUGCUGUCCUUGGUACGCAAUAAUGAAGAAGAAAACAUAGGUUUCUUAAAAAUCAACAAUCGUGUUUGUGUUGCCCUUUCGCGUGCCAAAAUGGGAUUGUACAUCAUUGGCAACAGUAAAAUGCUGACAAACCAAAGCGCACUGUGGAAAAAAGUGCUUACUGAUUUCGAUGAAGAUAGUUGCAUUGGCAAAGCAUUGCCUCUUUCAUGCAGUAAUCAUCAAACAGAAAAUUUUGUUUCCAGUGCAGCAGAUUUUAUGAAACUCGUUCCUAAUGGUGGCUGCCUAGAGAAAUGUCAACAUCGUCUUGAAUGUGGUCAUUCCUGUCCCCAAAUGUGUCAUCCGAGUAGCCAUGAGAAUUUUAAGUGUGAGAAACCUUGUGCAAAAAAUAUCGUCGGAUGUAAUGUUUCAGGGCACAAGUGCUUAAAGCUUUGCUACGAAAUGUGUGAUAAUUAUUGUAUGUACCCCGUUGAGAGAGUUCUGAAUUGUGAACAUAAGAUGACUUUGCCGUGCAGCGAUGAUCCUAACAUUGCAAAGUGUAAAGAACAAUGUAAAAAGACACUGAUUUGUGGCCAUCGUUGCCAAGCCUUAUGCAGUGUACCGUGUACAAAACUGUGUAUGGAAUUAGUAAAGAAAACUGAUCUGUCGUGUGGACAUGAAAACACAAUUGCUUGCUCAGCAACACAAAAAGAUUGCCGAGUUCCAUGUAAUGCAUUGUUAGAGUGUGAACAUCCUUGUGUUGGAAAGUGUGGAGAAUGCAUUCAAGGAAGAGUUCACAAAAAAUGUGGGCAGACUUGCAGCCGAAACCUCGUAUGUUUACAUCAAUGUAAAAGCAAAUGCGCCAAGGAUUGUCCCCCUUGCAAAGAGGAGUGUCCUCGAAGAUGUCGUCACAGCAGAUGCGAGAAAAACUGUGGAGAAGUUUGCGUUUCAUGCACGGAAAAGUGUGAAUGGGAAUGCGACCACUAUAAGUGUACACGACUCUGUGGUGAAAUGUGUAAUCGCCCUAGAUGCAACGAACCAUGUAAACGAAAGCUCACAUGCGGAAAAGCCCACGUCUGCCGUAGCCUCUGUGGAGAACGUUGCGUCUGCACAAUUUGCAAUAAAAAUAAUGGUGAAGAUGUGAGAACGAUCUUGUUUGGGAGCGAAGACGAAGAAAAUGCAAGGUUUGUCAUGCUAAAAGAUUGUGAACAUAUUUUCGAAUGCACUGCCUUGGAUCGAGUGAUGGAUGCGGUUGAUGAAGAGAUAAAACCUAAAGUUUGUCCACUUUGCACUGUGCCAAUUGUCAAGUCGUUCAGAUAUGGAAAUAUUAUAAAGACAAUUCAUAACGAUAUUGACAAUAUAAAGAAAAAGAUUCUUGGAAGCACCUUCGAAUUUGAAGAGAAUUGUAUGCUGCUGAAGAAACUUGUUUGUAAUAUCAUCCCAAAAAUUGAUUUAAUACCCAUGAAUAUGAAAUCAAAGUCCAUAGAAAAUGCAUGGGGGAAGAUUGUUGCCUACGUAAACAGAGGAAAGAACGCGUUUGUGUGCAAUCAAGAUAUUUCGUUGUUGGUAUUUGAAAUGCGUCUUUUGGAAAAUUGGAUUCUAAUUAGCAAGUCUUACGAAAGUGCUCAUGGUUCUCAUCGUCGAUCAUCUACCCAUAAAGAAUUUGAAAGUGAAAUGCAGCAUGUAUUAAGUCGAAUAUUGAUGCUUCCAUCGUACACCAGUGAACGUAUCCUGCGUCAAUUGAACUUGGAACUCGAAAGAUUAUCUUUAAAAAAAAAUGUAUUAGUUCUCAAAUUGAAUUGUGCAAGUCUGGAAUUUACCCUUAACCAAGAAGAUGAAGAUAUCGUCUCAAAAAUUCAAAAGAUCUUAGGUUACAAAGAUGUUAUCGAACAAAGUCACCUUGAAAAACUUAAAGAAGGAAUAACUGAUAUUUAUUCCCGAAACCCCCAGCUUUCUCCUAUAUCUGAAGAAGAAAAAAUUCAAAUUGUUCAAGCAAUUGGCUUGAAGCGAGGACAUUGGUUCAAGUGUCCCAAUGGUCAUUUCUAUGCCAUCGGAGAAUGUGGGGGAGCGAUGCAACAAAGCAAUUGUCCUGAAUGCAAUGCAGUCAUUGGUGGUCAGAAUCAUCGCUUAGCAGAUAAUAACGAGCUAGCGCCUGAAAUCGAUGGCGCUUCAUUUCCAGCUUGGUCAGAUCUAGCAAACAUAGGGAAUUAUCAGAUAGAUAAUUAAAUGAAGAUUCAGCGUUAUCAUGUGGAUUUAAAAAAGUUACAGGAAGCCUUGAUUAAAACUCACUAAGAAUCAUGAAAUUUUACCGAAGAUAUGUCAAAAAGAGGAUCCUCCUCCAAACUGAUCUAUGACCAAGAUACGAGAAUGCUUAUUACUUUUAUCUCCUGUGUGGAAGAACAUGGAUUUUUUAAAGUCAUAUAAUUGCAUGCCAGAUCGUAUCCUUGUAUCAAACCAAUUAAUUAUCGGCCUGGCAUUUUUUGUGAACGGUCCUGGAAAAUCGUGAUUAAUCCAUCGAAUUUUGUAUCUAUACUAGAAGGAAAUAGGAACUGUAUUGCAUCCGUUAUUUAGAUUUUAGUGGCGUAUAUUCAACAAGACAGUUUAAAGUUUAGUACUUUUUUAUAUAUAGUUGUGCAUGUAGAUUUAUUUGUCCUUAUUUAACAGGGCUACCUUUGAAAUUAAAGAACGUCCCUAAUCUGUUCCCUGAUUCUGUUACUGAGGAAAACCAGAAAACGUCGUUUGGAACAUCGCUUCUCAAUGGUGCACAAAUGAACAUAGCUGAUAUAGCCUAGCUGUUUCCUAGCCAGGGUUGGUAAGUUACUGAAUAAAUAAGCCAAGCAUUGCUUUGGCGGCCCUUUAAUUCCUUUGUUUUAAAGAAAGAAAGAAAACAAAUGUUAUGUUAAUAAUAUUUGGCUUAUUUAUUCAUAAAAUCUACUAACUCUGUUCCUAGCCAUUUACGUUUCCGAAGGGUGGACAAACGGAAAUGUUGCGUGUAAAAAUACAUCAGUUGCAGUUGCCAGUGUGCAGGCAAUGAGCCUAAACCUCUGCCUAAAUUGAACGACGCUCAGUGAACGGUGAAAGUGAAAAGGCUAUCUUUAAAAUAGGGAACAGGGGAACGUAAGGGUGUGUAACCAUGUGUAACUGUAACCUAUGAAACUCCGAACCCACAAUGGACGAAAACCACCUGUUGCAUAGUUGAGAACGUCUUUCUUUAAGAAGCC